This is a messenger RNA of Ostrinia nubilalis (European corn borer), 2759 nucleotides long. RefSeq lists its product as uncharacterized. The transcript is spliced from 4 exons. The coding region runs from base 61 to 522 and encodes 153 amino acids. The record is from RefSeq and is a predicted model, not a curated record. Lineage: Eukaryota; Metazoa; Arthropoda; Insecta; Lepidoptera; Crambidae.
UUUAGUUCCCUCGCGCAGCGUGCGGGUUGUGUGUGAAUUUUAUAAUAAUUCGCGGUUCAAAUGGGGGUUAGACUGCUUAUUCUAUUGGCACUUCUGGUUGGGGUCCUGUACUGCCUCCACCUGCUGGUCAAGGACUACCAAGCUCUGACAGCGCCGAGACUCUUGCGCAUGCUGUUCAAAAGGGACACCAACUCUAUGAACGAGUCGAUCAGCGAUUGGAGCCCCCACGUGCGAUGGCGAAUGAUUCUGCACCAUGACCCCAUACAAUGCGCUCGGUAUCUGUACUGCGAGCUGGGAGCCACGAGCAACAAACACACCGAACUGCAACACGGCUUUGUGUAUAUGCUGACCUUGAACCCGAAAGAAGUCGACAGGACAUCCCGCGACGUGUUCAUCCAGGCGUACAACUACGGUGUCAAGCACCAAAAUCCGGGACACUGCAGGAACGAAUACCCGUAUUGCCCGUUUGACUAUUCCCUGCUAUUCCAACUAAUCGAUUAUUUACUCCAUCAGAAAGACUGAUAGGUUUUUGUUGAAAUCUUGAGUGUAAAAGUAGUUGAGAAGAAUCGAAAUAUUGACGUGACUGACAUAAAUCUUAAUCAAAUUGAUACAUUUUAAUAACAUUUGCUAGUUGCAAUAUUUAUUAAAUGUCCGUCACGUCGCUUGUUUAUUCUACCUACCUGUGACAUAUUUCUGUAAAUAUUUAAUGCAAUAUUCUAUAAAAAAAAUUAACUUACUAGUUACUUACGCACUUGUUAUGUGGUCAUAAAUCUAGAUAUCGAAGACGAAAUGAGUGUUUAAAAAAAUAUCUUCAAGUACUUAAAUACACAAAGAAUAUUUUCAUUUAUCUGCUCAUUUGGAACUCUGAACCAUAUGCCUUCCUUCGUCCUGUGGCUGAAAUUUAUUUAGGUACAUUAAUAUUACAUAACUUUAUAUUUUCCAUGUCCAGUUACUUAUAUGUAUACGUAGAGCCUCUCUAUUUUUGUUAUUGUAAGCGAACGUUAGAGAUAUGUUAUUUGAUUGGUUAGGUUCAUUGUUUAUCUUUUUCUUGUGCAAAGCGAAGGCAAACAAACAAUAACCCUUUAAAUGUAAACAAAACAAGAAUAACUGAAAGUAUGAGCAGGUAGCAUUCAGUUUUAGCAAUAAUUUAUAAUUAUAACCACGAUAGCCGAACGGUGAAGGGGUCGGUGUGGCCGACUCGAGAUACGAGGAACGCGGGUUCGAAUCCCACCGCCGCUCGACUAUUGUGGUGAGCCCACUCGUAACACAAGCUUAUUUAGAAAAAUCCUAAUAAUUCCUUUGAUGUUAAAGGAUUUGCCACACUGGGUACGUUCUGCGGUCAAAGUGAACGCAGUCCGCAUUAUGUAUAUGAACAACAUAAUUGUCGGUCAGGGCAACGGUCUGCGGUCUGGGUAAUACAGUCUGUCAGUGAUCGUGAAAAGGCAAUCUGUCAUCGGCGCGGUUUGCGUUCUUUCCUCGUGCCGCAAGGUCAGGCUGCAUCAAUACGACAUGUAGGAUUGUAGGUAUGUUUAUAGAUCGUGCAAGGUUGGAUUAUUAUCGGGGGCUUGGUGACCGGACGUCGCGACGGAGGACGUCCACCCACAAGGUGGACCGAUGCCUCAUAAAAGUAGCGGGAAGGCGCUGGAUGCAGGCCGCCACCAACCGGCCAUUGUGGAAAUCAUUGGGCGAGGUCUAUGCUCAGCAGUGGACGUCCUAUGGCUGAGAUGAUGAUGAUGAUGAUGCGGGCUGCGUUCACUUUGACCUGACCGCAGCCCGCAGAUCGUAUCCAGCGUGACAAAUCCUUUACGUUUUUAUUUUAUGAGGCCCCGUUUCCAUCAUAGCGGAGCGGAGAGGAGACGAGAGAUGUUUGUUUUGAAUAACCAAUCAGGUUCUUUUAACCGAUGCUGAGCGGCGAAGUGAUGUGGAAAUAAUGAAAUCAGUUCGUUUAUUCAAAACACAUUCUCCUCUUUUCUUAGCUUUAGUGGAAACCGGACUUAUGUGGCAUAAUAAUAUAUUAUUUUUAAUACAUUUUUAAUGUUACCGUUCGAGAAUUGUUAUUUAGUAACUAAAAUUACGUAUUAAAAUGAUACCAAAUUUGUUAUUUCUAAGGUCUAUACUUGUCCCAAAUGGGCCGUUUGUUAAAAUGUAUACCAAGCACGAAAUUGUAGAGAUUUCACAAAUAAGAAACACAAUAAAGUGUCUUGAUUUGAUAUUUGAUUUCUCUUCUAAUUAAGUUAGCGUUGCUGAGAAUGUAUGUGUAAAUGAAUAUGUUGUUAAUUUGUGCCUACAAUUUAGAUUUCUAACUUUACUAUUAUAGUGAACGCGUUCAUUGGUGCGUCAUGUUACUAUUGAAACUACAUUUCAGCGAAUUUCAUUUGUGCGAAUUUAAUAUAGCUCCAAUAGCUCUUUUCAGGCAGUUAAAUAUUCUUCAUUCUAAUAUUGGUAUUAUUGCUUCAUUUCAAUAGGUCUUCUCAAGGAGACUGAUUACGGUUUGUGAUUUUUUAAAUAUUAUUAAUAAAUAACAUUUAAUUUUGUUAACCUUGUUAAAUGAGUUUUGUUUUGACAUUCCACUUUUGUUUUCGGUAACUUAACAACUUAACACAAUAAUUAAUACAAAAUUUACCUACAACUUAGUAGUAGAGAUGAGCCUUUUAUGUAAAGGGUCGGUUUGAGAGUUACCUAAAACAAUGGUGCCAGUUAUUCUAGUCUAAUGUUAUGUUCCCAAAUAAUUCUUAAAUAAAUAAUUGUUUAAUCCUUUA